CCGAACUUUUUGAGUCCCUCAACGCAAAGUCGAGUCUCUCUUUUGGCCCUGCAUAUCAACUCUUAUAUCGAGUUUUACUCCUGAUCUUCUGCUAUUUCCCUCUUUGAUCUACAUAUUCUUCACAUCACACAUCAUGGCCCAAUCACUCCCCGCUAUGAAGACGAACCCCAAGUUCAUCUUCUUCACCGACUUCGAUGGCACUAUCACCCUAUUUGACAGCAACGAUUUCAUGACCGACAAUGUCGGCUUCGGCUACGAGAAGAGACGUGAGGGUAACAUGAAUGUCCUGAAUGGCACCGAGAGUUUCAGAGACUCUUUCAAGCGUAUGAUGGACAGCGUCAAGAUGCCUUAUGACGAGUGCAUCAAGUACGUCUCAGAAAACGUCAAGCUCGACCCUGGCUUCAACGACUACCUGAAGUGGGCCAUCAAGAACAAUAUUCCCACUGUUGUUUUGUCCUCCGGUAUGGAGCCCAUCAUCCGCGCCAUUCUCGAGAAGUUGGUCGGUGAGGACGCAAAGUACAUUGAUGUUAUUUGCAACAACAUCCAGGCCAGACCCGGAAAGCAGGUCAACGAGGAGGGUGGUUGGGAGCUCGUCUACCACGACGACUCUCACUUCGGUCAUGACAAGAGCUUGACUAUCCGCCCUUACGCCCAGCUUCCUGCUGAUCAGCGUCCUACUCUCUUCUACGCCGGUGAUGGUGUUUCGGAUUUGAGCGCUGCCAAGGAGACCGACCUCUUAUUCGCCAAGUCUGGACACGAUCUCAUUCAGUUCUGUGUUAGAGACAACAUUCCCUUCACCGUCUUCGAAGACUGGAGCCAGAUCAAGGCCAAAGUCCAGCAAGUUGUUGAGGGCAAGGUCACCGUACAAGAGGCCGCCAAGCAAGGUGUCGAAGAUUACGAGAAGGGUCAGGCUGGUGUCAAGCCCACCGUCUAAGCCGACCAUCAAAAGUUCAGUAUCAUCUACUCAAAGUAAAAAUAGACUGGUAAAAUUGGUUAGCGCGGCAUAGGAAAAAUGAUAAAAAGAUAGAAGGACUACAGUCGAGAAAUAGAUCAGGCCGGUCACUGAUUUCGAUAGACAUACUUCUGGGAAUAACAAGAAAACAUUGAUUAUGGUACUACUUAGACAGACGAACAAUGCACCUGAAUCGAGCUCAAGCCCAUCAUCUCAGUUGCCGAGGGGCUCUUUGAGCGAGCCUUCAGAAUGCACAAAAUUUUGCGAACGUCUA
Messenger RNA from Aureobasidium pullulans EXF-150, 1226 nucleotides. RefSeq lists its product as uncharacterized. NCBI's taxonomy places the organism in Eukaryota, Fungi, Ascomycota, Dothideomycetes, Dothideales, Saccotheciaceae. Gene Ontology annotation, molecular function: phosphatase activity. The record is from RefSeq and is a predicted model, not a curated record. The coding region runs from base 134 to 934 and encodes 266 amino acids. The transcript is spliced from 6 exons.